CAAAAAAGGGGGGAGGAAAAAUCAACCAAAACACCGGCAGUGUUGCAGCAGCAUGCCGUAAAAACAGACCUUCUUUGGGGCCUGCCGACGACGACGUGUCGGCUCCGGUUGAAGGUGUGGACGCGCCAGGACCAGGACAGAAAUCCUCUUCCCACGGAGGGGCGGCCAUGACGCCGAGGAGGAAGAGGAGGGAGGAAGAGGACGAGGAGGGAGGAGGAGGAGGAACACUACCACACAGCAACUCCCAGGCUGUCUAGUUGGACACAAACUUCGGCAGAAAGUUGACAUGAGCUAAAAUCCUCUCACACGUUGGGAGUGAGAGGACGUCUAAGACCAAGUGAGUCGGGAAAAGAAAGCUCUUUUGUCACUUGCUUGCUUCAGCUAGCGACCGUUACUGACUCCUUUUCGGAAAAAAAUACAAAUAAUUUGCCCACCUUUGACACGCGGGGAUUCAUGAAGUUGGAGUCGGCAUGGUACACAAAUACGACACUAAGCGAGCAGCGGGUCUGCUCAAAUGCUAUCAGGCCAGCCUGACCAGUCCAGACGAUCAGGCCCUCAAGACCAGCGUGGGCAAAGUGUCUGCCAUCCUGGGCAGCCAACUCUUCCAAGCUCUUCUUGAUAUUCAAGAGUGUUACGAGGUGACCUUGCAGCUGAAUACACAACAAAGUGUGCUGAAAGAGGAAAAAGAAAGUGAGAAGGAAGCGUGGGAGAAACCAGAGGAAGAGAAGGAAGAGGAGGAGGGAGUGUCCCGUGUCCGAGUGACCUGCAGGGGAAUUGAUCACAAGUUGGAGCGAGUGUGUGGCCUGGUGACUCGAUCGCACAUCGACGCACCGAAGGUUGUCCAGGUGGGUUUAUGUAAUAAGGCAGGCUGACGCUGAGCGGAUUGCGUGGAGCUUUGCCCGCCAGGCAGUGAGUGGCGAAAGGCGAAACGAGAAACGUCUCAGUUGAAGACCGCCAAGAUCAUGCUGCUGUCUCGUGCCAUAAAUCACAUGCCAAAUUCCUUUUUUUUUUUUCUUCCAUGGAUCAGAGGUCACCGCAUUCAUUUUGGCACAAUAAAUCACCUAUUGUUGCCCACCCUAUGACCCCCCCUUGUCGGUUGGUUUAAUUGGGCGUGGUGUUCAUCAAGGUUUGUGUGCACAUAAAAAGGAGGAGGGGAAAAAAGGAGAAACUGCAGGAUUGCAGAUUGUGCAGAAAAGCGCGUGAGGUGAAUGCUGUGCACAUUUCUCAAACCUGCUAUGAGUCACACAGGAGGAUUUUAUCAAAAAAGCGUAGUAUUGUUGUGUGCGUACGUAGACUUUAUUCUCUCUGAUUCAUCCGAGCCGUCUGAUUCUAAUGCGUCAAAUCCAAUCAUUAUAAACACGCCGGGUAGGGUUUCACUUUUCUGGCUAGCCAGCUAGCUACUACAUGUUUUAUUGCUUCUAUUCACUAAGAUAGACAGUAUAUGUGUGAUUAACUGAUUCAUUAACUGAUUGACGUUUUAGAGCAUUUUUACUGAUCUCUCAAGACCCACAGAAUAUUGUGUUCUGUGACAAUAUAAGCACCGAAACUACCAAAAGAAAGAGUAGACUCUUCUAUCUCCCGAUAAAAUAAGUUUGCUUCUAGCUUUUUUUUUUUAUCCUUUGGUAAUCAACAGUAGAACAUGGGUUGGUUUCACCCAACAUGUCAAGCAGGACAGUGACUUUGAUGCGAAUAUUUUUUUCUUUUGCGACACCUCAAACUGUACAAGAACAAAAAACAUGACUGACAAAGGGCUUUUGAUGACAACAUAAUAAUUUAUUUACAGAUAUACAACUAAGAAACAAGCCAUGGGCGACACUAGCUCACUGCAUGGCUCGAGCUGACUUUAGCAUCAGCUGCUUGUUUUUUUUUACACUCCAUGAACUGGGUCAUCUUUUCUCACGAUCGCGAAACACACUUAAA
This is a messenger RNA of Phyllopteryx taeniolatus (common seadragon), 1920 nucleotides long. RefSeq names its product disks large 1 tumor suppressor protein-like. The record is from RefSeq and is a predicted model, not a curated record. The transcript has 5 exons. Lineage: Eukaryota; Metazoa; Chordata; Actinopteri; Syngnathiformes; Syngnathidae. The coding region runs from base 471 to 872 and encodes 133 amino acids. Gene Ontology annotation, molecular function: protein binding.